Molecule: messenger RNA, 573 nt
Organism: Aphanomyces astaci
Lineage: Eukaryota; Oomycota; Saprolegniomycetes; Saprolegniales; Verrucalvaceae
Exons: 3
Coding region: 42-353 (103 amino acids)
Source: RefSeq, a predicted model, not a curated record
UGCCCUUUCAAUCAUCUCCAGCUGACCAUCACCUUGACGCCAUGGACUUUGCUACAGCGAACGACUACCUCGGUGUGCUCUCGUCGGUCUUCCAGCGCCAAACCAUCAAAGACAUAUUGUACGAAGGGAUCAUGUCCACAAUGCUCUACUGGACCAUCUUUGGCUACGCCGUCUCCAGCGCCCCCCUCGCCGUGUGGAAUCUACACAAGUACAACGUCCUCCGGUCCGUCUCGUGGCAAGCGGUGGCUGGCGUGUCAACUUUGCUGUUUACCGCAGCGUGGCUCUUUGCGGACUCGACCCCCGCGGACAAGGUACAAACUUGCCCAAAGUGGUUGAACAACCAACCUGGUUAGCAUAGAUCUUUUUGGGGCUGGGGUCCAUUGCUGGUGUGUUUUGUACACAUUUGCAUUUUGAAAUCGCAGAGUUGAUUUCUGGACAUAUCGAAGCAGCCCACCAGAAGAAAGACGAAUGACGCUGCAUUGAACGUAUCAGUAGUAGCAAGUCUAACGUUACCAUUACAACACAGUCAGCUUAGAGUUAAUGUAGAAAAUCGAGUUGUAUUCAUCUAAUCCA